Molecule: messenger RNA, 4242 nt
Organism: Amphibalanus amphitrite
Lineage: Eukaryota; Metazoa; Arthropoda; Thecostraca; Balanomorpha; Balanidae
Product: sorting nexin-13-like
Exons: 19
Coding region: 300-3146 (948 amino acids)
Cellular component (GO): early endosome
Molecular function (GO): phosphatidylinositol binding
Source: RefSeq, a predicted model, not a curated record
GUAGACGAAACAAAACAUCAAGAAAAUUUUUGAUUGAAGUGUACGUUUAUGCGAGAAAACCAAAAUUUUGUAAAUUUCGGGACCGUUGAUGAUUGUGAAAGUGUGAAAAUCUCUCAAAUAUAUCCUUUGAACUUGUCAGUGGCUCUGAACCGAAUUGGAAUCGCAUUCGCAUCUGUUAUUACUUUUGCAAAAGACAAGCUGCUGCACCAAAGUCCAAAACAGUUUGAACCUAAAUCAAAGCGGCUGAGCCUUGGCCUAGUGUCACUAGGCACUAGGCAGGGCUGCCUCAGCAGACAGCCAUGGGCCAGCUGUCAGCUGCAUGGGGCACUGCCAUCGCGGCUGUGCUGAUACACACCAUUGGCCUGUGGAACCUGCUCACUCUGCUGCUCUGUCUAGUCACAGUCGCUGUCAGUUUUUGUCUUACGCUGUAUUGGCAAAACGUGCGGGCGGCGGACGAGUACAGUGUGGAGAUAUGUCGUUCCCGGCUGCCACUGCCACAGCCGGGUCUGCCAUCUAUCCUGGCUCAGCUGAGGUCACCGGCACGGGAACUGCGGCUGGACCAGCGGUACACCGGCUCCAGUCCCAUAGACGAGCAGAUCAAACAGGUGCUGCAGUACGCCUUCAGGGACUUCGUCAAACCCUGGUACUCCACGAUCUCGGAUGACCCGGAGUUCCUGUACGAGCUGCAUCAGCUGGUACAGCAUCUGAUCGUCGGGCUGGCGUCCAGGGCGAAGGAGGUGGACUGGGUGCCUUAUCUGACACGGAAGCUGGUCGAAGACGUGCUGCUGCACCUGCGGAUGUUCCGGCAGGCUCGAAACAAGUUCCGGGACCAGCUGGACACCAACAAGCCGCAGGACCUCGAGUCGAUAUUUUUCGACCUUGAGGCCGAGUUGGAGAAGAAGCGACUCUGCCGUGACCUGGUGUGCACGGUCGAUACAUACGAAAAAGAUUACCUGCGGGACGUCUCCCGCGUGCUGCUCCACCAGCUGUUACCGGACGCCGAGUUCUCGUGCCGCGUGCAGCAGGCCGCCGCCGUCGAGCUACUCUCCCAGCUCGCCCUGCUGCCGCUCGCUCAGAUGCUCAGCGAGCCAGACUUUGUCAACCGCACCAUCGUCUGGCUGUGUAGUGACGUCACCAUAGCCAGUGACGUGUUUCUGACGGCGCUGCGGCUGUCGGACGACAUCGGCGAACUACACGCCACCCGAGACGCUGUCAACAAGGAGAUAGCUCUGCUGCGGUCCCGUGACAUCGGUGGGGAUGAGACUGACGAGGUCAAGGAUCAGAUGUCCAGCAUGUUGUACGUCAGGAAGACCAUCGACCACCGGAUACACCGGCUUCAGGAGGGCUCCGACACCGACUCAGCCGGUCUGCCGUCCCAGAUCGACUGGAACCGACUGCAGGCGCCGGGCUGCAAGCUCUUCAACCUGCCGCUGGACGUGAUGCUGAAGAACAACGUGGCGCUCUCCUACUUCCUCGAGUACAUGGCCACCAUCGGCGAGCAGCACCAGCUCAUCUUCUACCUGAACGUCGAGGGCUGGCGGAUAGCGGCCGAGCAGCAGCUGAGCUCUCUCCGGCCCACCCAGCGGCGCGGCCGCAGCGCCGACAUGGACCGACUCAGAGAGGCCGCUCAGAGCAUCUACGAACAGUGCCUCUCGGAAAAGGCCCAGCCGCGAGUCCGGCUGGACGAGGCGAUGCAGAAGCGUCUGAUCUUCAGCAUCAGGAGCGAGCCAACCGUCUGCGAGUCGUGGUUUGAUGAGGCACAGCAGGCCAUUUAUGGACGUUUCCUGGAGGAACGCAUCUACCCGGCUUUCAAGAAGACCCCCUCCUACCUCAAACUUCUGGCCGAGCUGGACCUGCUCAAGGACCCGACCGGCGACGACGACGACUCGCAGUCGACGGGCAGCGGCGGCGACACGGCGUCAAUCGGCUCGGGCGACCUGGCUGCCGACGAGCCGGGCGAGCCGCCGCCGCCGGCGCGCGACCUGGCCAAGGUGUGGCGAAUCGAGACCGACGUGGCGGUGUCGGUGGCGCCGCGCGACACGGCUCGGUCCUACACGGUCUACUCGGUGACGGUGACGGUGAUGGGCCGGGACAAACACCAGGAGACGUGGACCGUGCCCAGGAGGUACUCAGACUUCCACGACUUCCACGAGAAGGUUGUCGAAAGGUACCCGAGUUUAGCUGCUCUCCCGUUCCCCGGCAAGAAGACUUUCAACAACCAGACACAGGCGUUCCUGGAGCGCCGCCGUGCGGGCCUCAACACCUUCCUGAACAUGAUGCUGCGGCCGGACCGACUGGAAGACAAUGAGGGCCUGCUGGCUAUGGCCGUGGCGUUCCUGGAGAUCCCCCAGUACGCCCGGGACCGGGGGAACCUCGAGAAAACGGUGGACAGUAUCGUCACUCCUCUCCGCUCCUCGAUGCGUUCGGUGGGAGACGCCGUGAAGUCUGCACCCGACAGCCUGCUACAGACCGUGGAUGGCGUGGUGGGCGGGCUGAGCCGAGCCAUCCGCGGUCCGGCCGGGUCGCUGAGGCAGCAGGCCGACACACAGCUGCUGAGGGACCCGGCGCUGCUGGACACGGAGGGAGACGACUCACCACUGCGGAUCGUCCUACUGCUCCUGGAGGAGGUAUUUGACCUGAGGUCCCGUAACCAGUGGCUGCGACGGCGAAUGGUCACCAUACUCAGACAGAUCAUCAAGGCCAUGUUCGGCGACCGGAUGAGCCGGCGUAUCGUCGACUACGUGGCCGAGCUGACUGCUCCCGACCAGGCGGCCGAGUACAUCAAACACUUCAAGAACACUUUGUGGCCCAACGGAGCGGCGGCGCAGCACCAGCCGCCCCGCGACGACGCCACGCGCAUGCGCACUCGAAUCGUCGCCAAGACGGCCAUGCUCUCCAGCGUGACAGACGAGAUGAAGCAUAUCCUGGGCUCUGAGACGGCGCGCCGCGGCGUGUUCCUGGUGUUCGACCUGGUGCAGAGCCCGGUGCUGAACCGACGCCUGCUGUACGUCCUGCUGGAGGGAGUGCUGGAGCUGCUGCUGCCCGACUGCGACGUCACAGGUCUGAUGGCGCGCCUGCACGCCCGCUCGCCGCGCGUCUCGGCCGAUAUCCCCGGCUGCCAGCGACGCCAGCCGGUCAGGAAGUGAGAGGGCGGCACGGGGAGAGGGCGGAAGGGAUGGGGGAGAUCACGGGGGAGGGUGCAUGGCCGGUACCGUGGUCCUGUGGGGUGGGAUUGGCGAGAGAAGGGGCCUCGGUGGUUGAAUGAGUCAUCGAUAGCUGGUUCUGAUGUCCUGAGUCCGCGCUGUGAGGUCCAAUCUCUGAACUGUGAUGGUUUAUUCUCUGACCUGUGCUGGCACCGAGUAAAGUUCGAAGGACCGGACUCACCCAGACACAGCACCUAAACACGCAUUGCCAGCUGGGACCAGUGAUACGCGACUGUGAGGCAGAUAUCAUGAUGGGCAACAGCAGCUCCACGAUUCCUUUCUUGCUAGCCAACUUGCCAGUAGAGUAGCUACAACUAGCGACGCUCUGUUAGCACAAACAGUAAAUAUGCACCAUCGUUUCAAAACGAGUGGACCCAGGCCGAGGUGGGCGGUCAUUCAGUUAUCGACAUAACGUUGGAAUUGAACAAUGACUCGAGAUAUUACGCUCCCGUGUGUACGUGUUUUAUUCCAUGCUUAGUUUGUAGCCACAGCUCUUGCAGCCAAGCGGCUUGUCGCCUACUCAGCGUUCAAUCUCUACAUAAGGAUACAAACUAAUCAGUUACAGUCCCUAGUCACAAUUCCUCCUCGUACCAAGAUCCGCGCCGACUAGCUUCGUCAUCUCGGCCCAGGCGCUUAUCCGAACGUGCACAGGUGGUAACUAGCUUCUGAGUAGUUUCUUGUAUUUAGUUUUAGGUAAUAAUCGAUGAGUUUAAGUGAGUUGCACGUUCUGGUGUGGACUGAGAACGUAAAAUGAGAUGUGUUUUGCUUUCACUUGACAAAGACUUUUGCUGCGUUCGACCAAAGAUGUAAGCGAAAACUCAUCCCGAUGUCGCUAGAUAAUGGAAUGCGGUGCACUUACAUAUGUGAUGUUAGUCUUAUGCCGGGCGUCGUGUCAGUACCUGAGUAUUUGAGUAGCCUAUUUUGUGUUAUAUUCUAUCCAAGUCUAAAUGCGUCAACAGCUGCGAGCCUGCUUGACACUAAUAUUUUGUCAGCAAUCCAUUUUUACUCGUGAUAAAUACAAGUGGUAGGGGUUUAUGAA